Messenger RNA from Bubalus bubalis (water buffalo), 6060 nucleotides. RefSeq names its product cyclin and CBS domain divalent metal cation transport mediator 1 (gene CNNM1). NCBI's taxonomy places the organism in Eukaryota, Metazoa, Chordata, Mammalia, Artiodactyla, Bovidae. The transcript is spliced from 12 exons. Gene Ontology annotation, biological process: magnesium ion homeostasis; transport. Gene Ontology annotation, cellular component: plasma membrane. The record is from RefSeq and is a predicted model, not a curated record. Gene Ontology annotation, molecular function: transmembrane transporter activity. Bases 582 to 3464 code for a protein of 960 amino acids.
UUCCAUCACACAGUGGAAUCACAACUUCAUUACACAAUUUCCAAUCAAUGGACAUUGGGAUCUUAAAAAGGAUUUAACCUACGUAAUCUGUAAAUUUUUAAAACAUGAAAGGUCAGCUGAAAUUGAGACUUAACACACAGAUUCAAGACUGGUCUCCAGAAUAUCUUUUCACCAGGAGGGGGAACGCAAGAGGCAGGAGGAGAGGCGAAAUGCUGGGAAAUUUCCCUGGCCAAUGGUGAAGUGGAAGGACCAUCAGGAAAUUACUGCCGGGUAGGAGUUCGCCCAGGGGCGCCCUAAUGCUCUAGUAGGAGGCCAUGCUCCAAGACCAGCUUUCCCUAGGCUGCGACUCUGGGUACUCAAGUGGGUCGGGGUCACAGUGCAAUGAUGCAUGACCAUCUCCAGCUUCCCGUGGGGACCCACGGCCCGGGCUGGGUCUGAACCCCCACGGCCUCCGGCUCACGCGCGAGGUGGGGCAUACACGUGGUGACCUGCCCGGGGCCGGGUUCCCGGCUUCGGCUCCUCCUCCCUCCAGCUCUCGUUCGGCUUUCUGCAGUAUCACGUGCAGCCGCGCCGGGUGCAGGAUGGCGGCGGCCGCUGCAGCGGUGGGUAUCAGGCUCCGAGACUGCUGCAGCCGGGGCGCUGUGCUCCUGCUCUUCUUUUCCCUAUCCCCUCGGCCCCCGGCCGCCGCCGCCUGGCUACUGGGCCUGCGGCCCGAGGACACCGCCGGAGGCCGCGUGUCCCUAGAGGGGGGCACCCUGCGCGCCGCCGAAGGCACCAGCUUCCUCCUGCGCGUCUAUUUCCAGCCCGGGCCCGCAGCGCCCGCGGCGCCGGUACCUGCACCCACCUUUUCCCCGGGGGAGAACAGCACCGGCGACUGGGCUCCACGGCUCGUGUUUAUCGAGGAGCCUCCGGGAGGGAGUGGCGCGGCGCCCAGCGCUGUGCCCACGCGCCCCCCGGGGCCGCAGCGCUGCCGCGAGCAGAGCGACUGGGCAUCGGACGUGGAGGUCCUGGGGCCCCUGCGCCCCGGAGGCGUGGCGGGCUCAGCCCUAGUCCAGGUGCGGGUGCGGGAACUCCGCAAGGGCGAGGCUGAGCGAGGCGGCGCGGGCGGUGGCGGGAAGCUCUUCUCCCUGUGCGCCUGGGACGGGCGCGCCUGGCACCACCACGGCGCCGCCGGCGGCUUCCUGCUGCGCGUCCGCCCGCGGUUGUACGGCCCCGGCGGGGACCUGCUGCCCCCCGCUUGGCUGCGGGCGCUUGGAGCACUCCUGCUGCUCGCCCUGUCUGCCCUGUUCAGCGGCCUACGCCUGAGCCUGCUCUCGCUGGACCCGGUGGAGUUACGGGUGCUGCGGAACAGCGGCUCGGCCGCCGAGCAGGAGCAGGCGCGCCGAGUGCAGGCCGUGCGCGGCAGGGGGACCCAUCUGCUCUGCACCCUGCUCCUGGGCCAAGCCGGAGCCAACGCGGCCCUGGCGGGCUGGCUGUACGCCUCGCUGCCGCCGGGGGUCGGGGGCACGGGGGAGGACUACGGUGACGCGGGAAUUCACUUCCCGUGGCUGCCGGCACUAGUGUGCACCGGCGCGGUGUUCCUGGGAGCCGAGAUCUGCCCCUACUCAGUGUGUUCGCGGCACGGGCUGGCCAUCGCCUCGCACAGCGUGUGCCUGACCCGGCUUCUGAUGGCGGCCGCCUUCCCCGUGUGCUACCCACUGGGCCGCCUGCUCGACUGGGCGCUGCGCCAGGAGAUCAGCACUUUCUACACGCGGGAGAAGCUGCUGGAGACGCUGCGAGCCGCGGACCCUUACAGCGACCUGGUCAAAGAGGAGCUCAACAUCAUCCAGGGCGCCCUGGAGCUGCGCACCAAAGUGGUGGAGGAGGUGCUGACCCCACUCGGGGACUGCUUCAUGCUGCGCUCCGACGCGGUGCUGGAUUUCGCUACAGUCUCCGAGAUCCUGCGCAGCGGCUACACGCGCAUCCCCGUAUACGAGGGCGACCAGCGGCACAACAUUGUGGACAUUCUGUUUGUCAAGGACUUGGCCUUCGUGGACCCCGACGACUGCACGCCGCUCCUCACCGUCACCCGCUUCUACAACCGGCCCCUGCACUGUGUCUUCAACGAUACCCGGCUGGACACAGUGCUGGAGGAAUUUAAGAAGGGAAAGUCUCACCUGGCCAUUGUCCAGCGGGUGAAUAACGAGGGAGAAGGGGACCCCUUCUAUGAGGUGAUGGGCAUCGUCACACUGGAGGACAUCAUAGAGGAGAUCAUCAAGUCAGAGAUCCUGGAUGAAACUGACCUCUACACAGACAAUCGGAAAAAGCAGAGGGUCCCACACAGGGAGAGGAAGCGGCACGACUUCUCCUUGUUUAAGCUUUCUGACUCGGAGAUGAGGGUGAAGAUCUCGCCACAGCUUCUGCUGGCCACACACCGCUUCAUGGCCACAGAAGUGGAGCCGUUUAAGUCUCUGUACCUCUCAGAGAAGAUCCUGCUUCGGCUCUUGAAACAUCCCAACGUGAUCCAGGAGCUGAAGUUUGAUGAGAAGAACAAGAAGGCCCCGGAACACUACCUCUACCAGCGCAACCGCCCCGUGGACUACUUUGUGCUGCUUCUGCAGGGUAAAGUGGAGGUGGAGGUUGGUAAGGAAGGCCUUCGCUUCGAGAACGGAGCUUUCACCUACUAUGGUGUCCCAGCCAUCAUGACCACUGCUUGCUCAGAUAACGAAGUGCGGAAGGUUGGAAGUCUGGCUGGAUCCUCUGUCUUUCUGCCCGUCUCUGUGUCUCGUACCUUCGCCUUCAGCAGAGGGGACUCUCUGGCAGGCUCCCCAGUAAACCGGUCCCCUUCCCGCUGCAGUGGGUUGAACCGCUCGGAGUCUCCGAACCGUGAGCGCAGCGACUUUGGGGGGAGCAACACCCAGCUGUGCAGCAGCAGCAACAACCUCUACACACCCGACUACUCGGUCCACAUCCUCAGCGACGUGCAGUUCGUGAAGAUCACACGGCAGCAGUACCAGAACGCGCUCACCGCCUGCCACAUGGAGAGCUCACCCCAAUCCCCCGACAUGGAGGCCUCCACGACCCGGGGCACACCCCAGACUCCCAAGGAUGACCCUGCUGCCACCCUCCUGAGCCACCGGAGCAGCCUGCCGUGCAGCCGCUCAGAUGGGCUGAGAAGCCCCGGCGAGGUCGUGUACCUGAGGAUGGAGGAGAUGGCCUUCACCCAGGAGGAAAUGACCGACUUUGAGGAGCAGAACACGCAACAGCUCUCGCUGUCUCCUGCCGCUGUGCCCGCUAGAGCAGCAUCAGAUAGUGAAUGUUGUCAUAUCAACGUGGACGCAGAGGCCAGCCCCUGCAGCAGUGACUUGGAGGAAACCAUGGGCAGGAAGUUGCUGAGAACCUUGAGUGGACGAAAAAGGAAGAGGUCACCAGAUGGAGAGAGAACCUCUGAGGAGAACUCCAACUUAACGCCUCUCAUCACAUGACAGGGCUGUUGGCGUCCACUGGGGGCGUGAGAUUCCAGAGCGCUGGGGAGAACCCAUCCUCCCAUCGUCUGCUUCUCCCCAAGGCCUCCCACUGGUGACAGAGCGUACUGCUUUCUUUACCACCUCUUCACCCCUAGCCGUCGGUGUGGCAGAUUUUCUCUCAUCGCCUCCAGUUUGACUCAGAGCCUUGCGGUGGCCGUGACGGAAGGAGGUGCCCCAGUGGAACAUGCUAGAAAUGAUCUCAUCCACAGCACAGUCUGGGACUGCAGAAGAAACGACUCCAGGCUGACAAUGCCACUCUAGGCUAACCCCUGAUGCACUUCCUGUUCCUUGGUGUCCCUUGGCACCAUAUUCAUGCUUCCCUUAGCUCAAAAGGUGCCACUGGCAGAUGAGAACAAAGGAGGCUGGGGCAGCAGGUAGGAGGGGUAGUUCGGGAGAUGCACCAAGAAUUUCUCCAGAACAUUAGAGCAGCGGGACUCAGUCAUGCUGCCGUGUGACGUUACAGGACAGAAAACUGUUGGUGACCAGUUUCCUGUUAGAAGAGGGUUCCAGCAGCCUGGGAGGUGUGUCUCGGCUGGAAUGAAAAGAAUGUGAGAUGGAACCUCAAGUCACUGUAUUUCCCAGGGACACAUCUGUUUUGGCUCCUGAUUAGUAGUCAUCAGUCCAUCAGUAAAUCUGCUCUGGAAGAGGAGGAGCAAGAAGAAGAGAAACCCAUUUGGGAGCCAGAGAUGGAACUUCAGGUUUUAAAUUUUAAAAUAUAUAUAUAUAUAUAUAUAUAUAUAUAUAUAUAUAUAUAUAUAUGGAAAAGUUUUAGCCAUGACAAACCAAAGAGUGCCCAGGUCAGCCAAGAAGGAUGCAAGCUCUCACGCGGCUUCAGUGUGUAUUACACAGGAAUAUUGAAGAAUCACUCUUCUUUUUUUGUCCAUUCCCCCGCCCCCACCCUUUUCUCCACUCCGUCAAGUCAGCUGAGUGUACUUUAUUCCGAGAAUGUACCAGAUCUCUGAAUAAAGUACCAGAGAGAGCUGGUACAUUGAACACCAUUUUCACCUGAUGUUGGGCUUCCCUUGUGGCUCAGCUGGUAAAGAUCCGCCUGCAAUGCAGGAGACCUGGGUUCGAUUCCUGGGUUGGGAAGAUCCCCUAGAGAAGGGAAAGGAUGCUCACUCCAGUAUUCUUGCCUGGAGAAUUUCAUGGACUGUGUAGUCCAUGGGGUCGCAAAGAAUCCGAUGCGACUGAGCAACUUGAACCCCGCUUCACUUCACUUGGGACAGGUGCAAUUCCAAGCAUAACCACCAGAUGGCAGGAUGACUGUACGGACCUGCUUGAAGAGUAACCUGAUCAGAAACCACAGAGCCAGCCUUACGGAAAAUGUGGAAGUGAAGGUUGUCUUUGGGACACCUGUAUCCCUUUCUGAUGUAUAUCCCACCUAUUGGGUUCCCUCGAUCAGGGAUCCAAUGAUCCAGUGCUCAUCUCAAAACCAUUCCCUAACUUUUCUCUGGGGAUGUAAUUCUCAGGCUUCCCUCAUCUUCCUCCAAAACCAUUACUCCCACCUCCCUAUACCCAUUCAAUCAAUAAUCACAUAGAGGGUGGAGAAACUGAUAAUUCCUCUGGGUUAUUUGCAUCUCAAAAGAAAAUGCUUACCCACGGGAACAUUUACCUCAGGGGUUCUUAACUUGGGGUCCGUCACUCCAGGGGGGUCCAUUGUUGGACUUAGAGGGUCUAUGAAACUCCUAACUCGGUCAGAAUUUAGUGUCUGCCUUCUUAUGUGUGUUUUCCAGAGGGCUAAAGCUUUCAUACAAUUCUCAAAGUUCUCAGACCCGCAAAGUAUUAAAAUCCACUAUUUUAACUAGUGGAACUUUCAGCCCAUAGUUUCUGCAAUGCAGAAUGAAGUGAAUACUGGGUAGUUUGAGACAGAUUUUUAGUUGUAAAUGGUCUUCCCAAGUGUCCAUCAAAUCGAUGGCGAAAGCUGGCACCCACCAAGUGGAAAUCGUCAGAAGUCCUUGGCAUACCCUAAUGUAUUGUACAGCGUACACCCACGUAACUUGGUCCCCACCAAACCCCAGCAGGUGUCUGCAAACAGGAGGGGCACAGCAUGUGGAAGUGGACCUUGCCUUUUUCAGCAGUGUAUUAUUGACUUCACAUCCUUUGCCUGGCCCUGCCUGAGGCUCAGCAGUGCAUGACUUCUCAUAAAUAACUCACAGCUACCACCUACCCCCAACACCUACCCUUGCCUGGUAAAAACGGCCAAAGUGUCAGCCCUUGGUGCUGGGUGCCUCUGACCCAAACCGGUGAAUGCUGUUUCAAACAAGGUCUGCAGUCACGCAGUCUUCUUGCCCAGCUGGCCACUGACCCAAGGGUUCCGCCUGGCUGGUCUUCCUUUCAUUACCCCUUAGGCCACCGCUGUUGCUGUACACCCGUCUCUUUGCAAAAUCCCUAAGGAGCCUGUCACCACUCCUCUCCCUUUACCCCACCCCAUCCCAAGAUUUUCUUCAGGUUAAAAAAAAAAGUUUAAAAAAAAGAGGAUUUUGAAAUAAAGUAUUUAUGAAGCCUCAAUACAUUGUAAAUAAUUUUUAAAUAAAAUAAAAAUCCUUUUCCUGGA